GUCUAAUGACUACAGAUGAAGAAGAAAAUAACACAAUCUCCAAGUCUCCUAGCAUCUCUCCAGUUUCCAGCCGACCUCCCAUGUCUUCGGCUAGUACCCUUUCCUCUCAACCUUCGGGGAGUAAACAGAGAGGGGAGCAGUCCCGGACUGGUUUAGCCAAACUGGCUAGAUUCCUGUCUCCUAGGGAACGACUUUCGGCAUCCAAGACAAGCCAGUUUUUCAGUGAGCUGUCUCCAUCUGAAGUGGGCACAGCUGCUACUCGAAAAUCUAAUAGCAUUGACAGCCUUCUAGAAGUUUCUUCUUCCAAAGGCACUAUUGAUGUCCCGGACGGUUCACUAAAGAUCUCUACAAUUUCAACAUCGGCUCCUCCCAGUACAGACACAACCUGUGGUGCCUUCAACGUUCAAAAGAAUAAAGCCAUACCUUCUUCCCCUAGCGUCCCUUCCAAAUUGGAGGCCCAUAGGAAGGGCAAUAUUCCAUCGUCCCCCAGCGUUCCUAGUCGACUUCCAAAAGGAAUUUCAG
This is a messenger RNA of Limulus polyphemus (Atlantic horseshoe crab), 522 nucleotides long. RefSeq lists its product as uncharacterized. The transcript is spliced from 3 exons. The record is from RefSeq and is a predicted model, not a curated record. The annotation marks the transcript as partial. NCBI's taxonomy places the organism in Eukaryota, Metazoa, Arthropoda, Merostomata, Xiphosura, Limulidae.